CACAGAGAGAUACACAUACAUACAAUGGCAGGCAUUUAACACACCAUAUUUCACAUCAAUUGUAAACUUUAUCUGAAAUAUCUAGCGAAUAAUAAGCAAGUCAAACAUAAACAGAUAGUUUAUUUCCACAGCCAUUUUAACUGAGCCAACGGAUUUUAUUUGUGCAGCAAAAGAAAAAAAACAUUAAAAAUUUGGCGCGAUCACCGUGACGCUGCUCUUGUUGUGGAGGCAGAACGGUUUCGCUUUCAUUUAUCAGCAAAAGUCACUUUUUAAAGUAGCCAGCAAAGGGAAAAAGUCACAAUGUCAGCGAAUGUCUAUGAAGCUGAGCGCAUGAAAGUCGAUGAUGAAGAAGUUCUAUUUGUUCUCUCACUGAAGUGGAUAAAUCCUAAAGAACCACAAAAAGUGAAGAGGCUAGAGACUAGUCUAGAGAAAAUGCUUCAGUCUUGGUUCAACAAAUGCAAACAUAAGGUGGACUGUUCAGUGGAAAGGACUUUAAAAGAUGGCCGUGUUGUGGUAAAGACUAAACCAGCUCCAGCCCUGGCUGAUCUUCAGAAACUGAAUAACCAAACACUAACUGGGAGGGAUGGACAAUCAGUCACCAUAACAUCCAUCAGUCUCACACUGUCAUCUCCACAGCUCGAUACACAAGUACCAGAGGAUGCUUUAAUGAACCUUUCUGCAUCUCUGCAAGAGUUACAAACGGAACGGGUUCAAAAAAGUGAACAAAGUAAUGCCCCUAGAGAAGAGGUGCACUCUUGUUCCGUCCCAGUGGAUGAUUUCUGGUAUGUGAACCACAUGUACGAAGAGGAAAUGAAACGUAUAGAGAAAGUGACUGAAGUUAAAAUCAAGGCAGAUGUGAAGGUGAGAUUUGAAGUCGACCAAAAACAUGGGAGACCAGACGGUGCUCUUGAUGAGUUUGCAAACCCUGUCCAGAAAAGCUUAGCUGAAUCCAGUGGCUCAGUUAUUCCUCUCAAGUUCAUAGAUCCAGAUCACUGGAGCAAAGUACUGAAAACCAUCCAGGAAAAGGAAAGUGAGCUUUUGGUUACUCUGACUUCUGAUGUAAUGACUGUGCGUGGGCCAGGACAAAGUCAAGAUGUUAUCAGUAAGUGCUUAUAUGCAGAUGCAAUGCAGACAACAAAUACACAUGGUUCUCUUGCUCAAUUUUUUGACCAAGUUCAGCUGGGGGAACAGAGUAGCACAGUUUCUGCAGGUGAAGAAAUGCACUCUUGUUCCGUCCCAGUGGGUCAUUUCUGGUAUGUGAACCACAUGUAUGAAGAGGAAAUGAAACGUAUAGAGAAAAAGAAUGAAGUUAAAAUCAUGACAGAUGUGAAGGUGAGAUUUGAAGUAGACCAAAAAUAUGGGAGACCAGACGGUGCUCUCGAUGAGUUUGCAAACCUUGUCCAGAAAAGCUUAGCUGAAUCCAGUGGCUCAGUUAUUCCUCUCAAGUUCAUAGAUCCAGAUCACUGGAGCAAAGUACUGAAAACCAUCCAGAAAAAGGAAAGUAAGCUUUUGGUUACUCUGACUUCUGAUGUAAUGACUGUACGUGGGCCAACACAAAGUCAAGAUGUUAUCAGUAAGUGCUUAUAUGGAGAUGCAAUGCAGACAACAAAUACACAUGGUUCUCUUGCUCAAUUUUUUGACCAAGUUCAGGUGGGGAAACAGAGUAGCACAGUUUCUACAUUGGAAGAGAUGUGCACUUGUUCCGUCCCAGUGGGUCAUUUCUGGUAUGUGAACCACAUGUAUGAAGAGGAAUUGAAACGUAUAGAGAAAAAGAAUGAAGUUAAAAUCAUGGCAGAUGUGAAGGUGAGAUUUGAAGUAGACCAAAAACAUGGGAGCCCAGAUGGAGCUCUAAAUGAGUUUGCAAACCUUGUCCAGAAAAGCUUAGUUGAAUCCAGUGGCUCAGUUAUUCCUCUCAAGUUCAGAGAUCCAGAUCAGUGGAGUAACGUACUGAAAACCAUCCAGAAAAAGAAAAACAAGCUUUUGGUUACUCUGACCUCUGAAACAAUGACUGUACGUGGGCCAACACAAAGUCAAGAGGCUAUCAGAAAGUUCUUAAAUGCAGAUACACAUCAGAAAAGAAACACAGAUGCUUCUCAUGAACAGAAUGAAAGAGAGACUCAAGACACAUCACUGGAGAUUGACAUGACCACCAAAGACCAUCUCAUGCAUAUGGGACUAACAAUGGAGGAGAGCUACUGGAAGGUGAUGAUUACCUCUUACAGUGAGAAGGUAGCAAAGAUCAAAGAUAAGUUUAAUGUGGACUUGAAAGAAUCAGACAUUGGUCAAGGCAAAGUCAAUGUCAAAGCUGUAUACAAGAGAGAUGAAGGAAAUGCCUCCAUGGAGAGCCAUGCUGUCAGAGAGCUUCUUUAUUUGUAUCAGAGAACUGCCACAUCUCCCAUGAACAUCUCCCAGUCCAAUACUGCUACUGAAAUGUGGGGUUGGUCAUGGCCAUGGCUGGAACAUGUUAAACCACGAAAACGGAGUAAGGCAGGUUCUGCAGCUGAAGAGGAGAUGCGCUCUUGUUCUGUCCCAGUGGGUCAUUUUUGGUAUGUGAACCACAUGUACAAGGAAGAAAUGAAACGUAUUGAGAAAGAGAACGGAGUUAAAAUUGAAGCGGAGUUAAAGUUGAAAUUUCAAGUAGACAAAAAACAUGGGAGCCCAGACAAUGCUCUAAAAGAGUUUGAAAACCUCAUGCAGAACAGUAUAACUGAAUCCAGUGGCUCAGUUAUUCCUCUCAAGUUCAUUGAUCCAGAUCAGUGGAGAGAUGCGCUGAAAACCAUCCAGAAAAGUAAAAAGAAACUUUUGGUUACUCUGACCUGUGAAACAAUGACUGUGCAAGGACCAAGACAUAGUCAAGAUGUCAUCAGUAAGUCGUUAUUUGGAGAUACAGUGCAGCAUACAAACACUCGUGCUUUUCUUGAAGAGUAUGAGAAAAAGAAUCUAGACACAUCACUGAAGACUGACAGGACCACCAAAGACUUGUGGCCGAUGACUACCUUUUGCAACAAGGAAGUAGACAGGAUCAAAGCUGGGUUUAAUGUGGAAAUCAAAGAAUCAGACAUUAAUCAAGGAAAAGUCGGUGUGAAAACUUUACACAAACAAGAUGAAGGACACUCCUUCAUGAAGGACUGCAGUCUCAAAUCUGCUUUCCAACCAUACUGGAUGGCUCACUGUGACUUACUGAUGAAGACAAACUGCAUUUCUCAAUCAGAGGGGGCCUCUAAUGACCCUGUGUCGAAUGGCCAAUCAGCAAACAGGAAGCACAACACUGACCGACCAACUGACAGUGGGACAACAGCAGGUGACCAAAAGGAUGAAAGGUGUCCUAUAUGUUUGGAUAAAUUCAAAAAUAAGAAACAGCUCAAGUGUAAAGAUGAAUUUUGUGAAGACUGCCUGAGACAAGCACUGGAGGCGAAUGGGCCCAUCUGUCCUGUAUGCAGAGUUGUCUUUGGUAAGAUAAUCGGAGACCAACCAGAUGGAAGAAUGUCACACCAGACAUCACCCUCUUCCCUCCCUGGAUACUCAGACUGUGGCACCAUAGUUAUCAACUAUGUGAUUCCAAGUGGAAUACAGACGGCAAAACAUCCCAAUCCUGGACAGCUCUACUCAGGUAUUCAUAGAACAGCAUGUCUUCCAGACAACAAAGAGGGCAAUGAAGUGCUGCAACUGCUGAAAAGAGCAUUUCAGCAGAGGCUCAUUUUUACUGUUGGGACAUCCAGAACAACUGGACUGGACAACCAGGUGACCUGGAAUGACAUUCCCCACAAAACAUCCACGUCAGGAGGACCAGAUCGCUUUGGGUAUCCUGACCCUGAGUACCUGAGCAGAGUCAAAGAGGAGUUAAAGGCCAAAGGCAUUGAGUGAAGUCUUUGAUACAAAGUGCAGGUGGAUUAGAAAGAGUUUAAAAACAAGAUGACUCUUUAAACAGACACUGAAAUUCAAACGUUUCAAAUGAUCAGUAAAGGCUAGAAUUCACUUUUUUCAUAAGCUACAUAUAUUAUCUUCAAAUACUAAAUGAUGAUUUUUUUUGAGGAUUGCCAAAGUUUUCAUCAUGUAACAAUAUAAAAUGUAGAUUUGCAUAAACACAUAGACUUAUAUAAUCUCAUGUCUACAGUGUUGAUGGUCUGACUUGCUGUUUGCCUAAUAAAUGAUUAAAUCCUCCA
Messenger RNA from Oreochromis aureus, 4163 nucleotides. RefSeq lists its product as uncharacterized. Gene Ontology annotation, biological process: protein ubiquitination; Notch signaling pathway. The record is from RefSeq and is a predicted model, not a curated record. The transcript has 8 exons. Lineage: Eukaryota; Metazoa; Chordata; Actinopteri; Cichliformes; Cichlidae. Gene Ontology annotation, molecular function: metal ion binding. Bases 301 to 3864 code for a protein of 1187 amino acids.